UUUGUCAAAAUCGCAAAAAUGACAACACGGUCAAUUUUGCAAAUCUUCGACCAGUACCAAAAAGCCCGUCUCAAUUUUGUCAAAUCGAUCGCAGAACUGGCCCUCCGCCCCGCCAACAUCCCUGUCCUCGACGAGCAAAACAUUUUAGACCUCCUCAAGCCCCUCCUUAGCGAUGUUUGCAAGCAAAUCCAGAACUGCGCCACCAUCGCCUUGGGCCGCAUCAUCCAGAACGACCACACCAUGGCGAAAAAAUUCUCCCAAACCGAGUUAAUCAAUCUUCUGUUGGCAACCCUACCCAAGGAAAAUAAACACCAGAAAAACUCAAUUCUGUUUGUCUUGCGCGCGGUUUGUAAGUACGACCCACAAUUGGCGGAGUUCGUCGUCGAGACCGGCGCCCUCAAAACGGUUAUAACCUGUAUGGAGGAUUUCGAACCGUCGGUUCAGGAGUCGGCCGCUUGGGUGAUCGGUUACAUAGCGCGUCAUAAUCAAAACUUGGCGAAAAAAUGCGUGGAAGCGGGGGCUGUGCCCUUGCUCAUCAUGUGUUUGCAGGGGCCCCAUUUGACCUUGAAACAAAUCUCAGCGAGUGCACUGUGUGACAUUGCUAAACACUCGAUUGAACUGGCGCAGAAUAUAGUCGAUGCGGGGGCUAUACCCUACUUGGCGAAAAAUCUCAAUAAUUUAGAUGAGAAACUGAAACGACAGGUUUUAGCCGCAUUGAGUUCCUGUGCCAAACACUCGGCCGAGCUGGCCGAAGUAGUAAUCGAAGCGGAAGUCUUCCCGUGUGUUUUCCUCCAUAUGGCACAUGCGUGCCCCCAUGUUCGCAAAAACGCCGCUGGUUUGACCCGUGACGUUGUCAAACACACUCUCGAACUCACACAACUUAUUGUCAAUACGGGCGGGAUUGGGGCCUUGAUGGAACUCCUCACUGAGGAUCCGGGCGAAGCCCGAAUACCCUGUAUAACCGCUUUGGGGUACAUUGCCGGGCACUCUGAUCAAUUAGCAAUGUCGGUGCUCGGUUGUAAAGCUAUAGUUUUGCUUGGGGCGAUUUUAAACGAUUCGAAAGAUGAAAAUGUGUUAGCAGUGACGGCGUGGACUAUUGGACAGAUUGGGAAACACAGUCCUGAACAUGCAAAAGCAGUGGCGGCGGCGAAUUUAUUCCCCAGAUUGGUGCAAUUGUAUGUGAGCGAGGAGACGUCCGAAGACCUCAAGUUCAAGUGCAAGUUGGCGUUGAAAUUGUGUCUGCAGAAGUGUCUUCUGGUGGCGGCGCUUGAACCCCUGCUCUACGAUGCGCCCCCCAAUAUACUCAAGUACGUGCUGGGGCAGUACAGCAAGAUUCUCCCUCACGACCCCAAAGCCCGGCGCCUUUUCGUUACGACAGGUGGCCUGAAGAGGAUGCAAUACAUCGAAGCCCAACCCGGAACGACGCUCAUGGAAUACAUAUCAAUCAUUAAUUCCUGUUUCCCGGAAGAAAUCGUUCGAUACUACUCGCCCGGAUAUCCGGAAACUUUACUAGACAAAGUGGAGCAAUAUUCCCCCCAAAUGAUGACAGUUUUGCAAGAAUCGCCGAGUAAAAACGAAGAGACGCAAGUGAUGUUACCACACGCCUCACCGAGUGAAGAAUUAGAGAAUUUGUUGAUCUAGUAAUAACUGGUGCGAAAAUAAAUAAAUCGAAUGAUUGAUUGA
Messenger RNA from Tribolium madens (black flour beetle), 1683 nucleotides. RefSeq names its product sperm-associated antigen 6-like. The record is from RefSeq and is a predicted model, not a curated record. Gene Ontology annotation, molecular function: microtubule binding. Gene Ontology annotation, biological process: cilium movement. The transcript is spliced from 6 exons. The coding region runs from base 19 to 1641 and encodes 540 amino acids. Gene Ontology annotation, cellular component: microtubule cytoskeleton. NCBI's taxonomy places the organism in Eukaryota, Metazoa, Arthropoda, Insecta, Coleoptera, Tenebrionidae.